CCUUCCUCGCGGUGCACUCUGGGACUUUACGUAAAGCCGACAUGGCGGCCGCAUGCACCAGAGCCCUCUGUAAGGUCGGCUGCAGGAUUCUGGAGUCCCCCGCCGCCCGCCGGCCCGGCUCCGUCUCCUACCUGCUGGGUAAUGUGGGCGGAGGCGCCUCCAGGAGGGCGUACGGUACCUCCGGCGGGCCCGGGCUGUCCUCUAUGGGCCGGGGGGGCAGCAGGGUGCUGGGCUGCGCUGUGCUGCUCGGUGCCGGUCUGGGUCUCUAUCAAACUGUCAAGUUCAGGCUCCAGCAGCACCUGGCCGAGGAGUGCACCCAGGCGUGUGGAGGAGCGGGCGGUCUGAAGCUGCAGCUGACCCUGUACCAGUACAAGACGUGCCCGUUCUGCAGCAAGGUGCGAGCCUUCCUGGACUACCACGGGCUGCCCUACGAGGUGGUGGAGGUGAACCCGGUGAUGAGGAAGGAGCUCAAGUGGUCCACCUACAGAAAAGUUCCCAUCCUGAUGGUGGACCACAACGUGCAACUGAACGACUCGUCUGUCAUCAUCAGCUCCCUCAAGUCAUAUUUAAUCAACCAAAAAAAGGACAAACGGAUAUCUGAGGUCUUGCUCUGCUACCCCGAGAUGAAGUCAGUGGACGACCGAGGGAAGGAGGUGACGGAGUUCAGCAACAAGUACUGGCUGAUGCUGAGUGAGGACGACACAGCCGCCGUCUACCCAGAGAAGGGCUCCCAGAAAGAGGAGAUGAAGUGGCGUAAGUGGGCUGACGAGUGGCUCGUGCAUCUCAUCUCUCCCAAUGUGUACCGGACCACCGACGAGGCCCUGGCAGCCUUCGACUACAUCGUGCGCGAGGGAAAGUUCGGCACUUUCGAAGGUUUCUUUGCUAAAUACGUGGGUGCUUCGGCCAUGUACCUCAUCUCCAAAAGGCUGAAGAGACGAUACAACCUGCAGGACGACGUCCGGCAGGAUCUGUACAAGGCCGUGGACGAGUGGGUGGCGGCCAUCGGCAAGAACAGGAAGUUCAUGGGUGGAAGUCAGCCCAACCUGGCAGACCUGGCGGUGUUCGGCGUGCUGCGGGUGAUGGAGGGGCUGCAGGCGUUUGAUGAAAUGAUGGCGAACACCAAGAUCAAACACUGGUACAGACGGGUGGAGAGGGCCACGCUCAACCACGACGGCCGCAACUGUUUUGUGGUUUAAUUUCACCUCAGUGACCAUGGGAGCUGCUGGUCUACCGCUGCCUCAAUCAGCUGCUUGGUUUGUGUUAUUGUGCGACUUUAACGGUUAGUUCAGAUUCACCAAAGUUUCACCACAAACAAGCUGAGCGAUGGAGGCGCCAGCAGAGCCACAUCUCCCGCGUUUUGUGAAGUAAAAUCACGGUUUUUAUCAAUAAAGUCUGGUAGAUUUGAAGAGAGCAUAUUAAAAAUCUUAAGUUCCCAAAGUGCUGUAUUUCUGCAUGGUAAAUAAUAAUGAUUAUUAUAUAUUAAUAUAUAGAUACAGUCAUGGAACAAAUUAUUAGACCAUUAUUUUCUUCAAUUUCUUCAUUUUAAUGCCUGGUACAACUAAAGGUUCAUUUGUUUGGACAAAUAUAAUAACAACAACAAUAGAUCAUAAGAGUUUAAUUUAAGAGCUGAUAUCGAGACAUUUUCCAUUGUUUUCUUGAUAAUGAUUUUGGUUAUUAUGUAGAAAGCCAUGGAAAUUGUCUAGAUAUCAGCUCUUAAAUUAAACUCUUAUGAGCUGUUCUUAUCAUUAUUUGUCCAAACAUAUGUACCUUUAGUUGUACCAGGCAUUAAGAUGAACAAGAAAUUGAAGAAAACAAUGGUCUAAUAACUUUUUCCAUGAUUGUAUAUAAGUGCAACCACUUCAAAAAAAGUAACCUUUUAAAGCUAAAAACCUGUCAAAAUCCCUUUUACGUUAACCAAUAAGUGAGCUUAUGUUUGAAGAAGUGAUUGUCAAUUUCCUGCUAAUAUAUUUUCUUUAUUUUCCAUUAUUGGGAAGUGAAAAUAUCCCUUUUCAUACUUUGUGUUUCCGUUUGGAAAUUGGUGUCACAAAAAGGCCUAAACUAAGUGUUUUUCUUCACCAUGACUGAAAAAAAUAAUAAUUUGGAAACUAUAUUUGUUCAUUAACAUGGUUUAUAUCAGUGGUUUUCAACUAAAGAUUUUGAAAUUGUUUCUGAUUUUGCUCCAAUUUUUGCCAAAUUCCACAAAUAUUGAAGUUUCAGCUCUCAACUUCCUGACUAAAAAAGAAAAAAAAUGAAUGAUUGAAAUGAAUAAUUGUCCUUAUGUAGUUUAAUGUGAUCAAAAAAGUAGAUUUUCUGGUCCAGUUGACUGGUUCAGAUUCUCAGAUGGAUCUGGGCGUGUCUGUUAGUUUCAGCUGGUCGUCUCAGAAACCUUAGCGUACCCGUCUCACAUUUGUCUGGAUACGAAGUGUCUGGAUAUGGAAGUUUUACUGUAAACUUAAUACAGAUCAGGUUCUCUAUUUAUUCCAGUUUCUGUUUGUAACUGACGCAGGAAUCGAUGAGCUCAUCUGCCGGUGUGAAAUUAAUCUGAUGAGCUAUUUGAAUGUACUUAAUAUGCAAACUGCACAUCGAUUCCUUCAAUUGUAUUCAAACAACUCAAUGUGCAUAGUUCUAAAAAAAUAAUAAAGAAAUAAAAAGGAAA
Messenger RNA from Centropristis striata (black sea bass), 2656 nucleotides. It is a transcript of the gene ptgesl, whose product is annotated as prostaglandin E synthase 2-like. Bases 42 to 1196 code for a protein of 384 amino acids. The record is from RefSeq and is a predicted model, not a curated record. Gene Ontology annotation, molecular function: prostaglandin-E synthase activity. The transcript is spliced from 7 exons. Gene Ontology annotation, cellular component: mitochondrion. NCBI's taxonomy places the organism in Eukaryota, Metazoa, Chordata, Actinopteri, Perciformes, Serranidae.